GAUUUCUAUUACAAUAGUCCAUUGUUCAUCAUAGAUGUGGCAACAUACAUAAUCUCUGGUAUCGGCCUUCCUUUGACCCUGGUUGCCAUCUAUACCCUGUAUUCUGAGUCUGAUGGUCAGCGUCUGCUUCAUGGUGUGUAUCGCCCUGGAAAGGUUUUUGGUCAUUGUCUGUCCACUGUGGUACCGCUGCAGACGAUCCAUAAAGAGCUCUGUGCUGAUCUGUGUCCUGGUCUGGGUUGUUCCUCCUGUGAUUUUCUUUUUACAUAUAUUUAGGAGGAAUCCAUUACCCAUCUUCCUCCUCCUUCCCUUCCCACUGUUCAUAUUCUUCCUUGUUGGGGUCCUGAAAGCUCUGUCUGCUUCCAUCUCCGUCCCCUCUGAUGAAAAACGACGAAUUGUGGGAAUUUUGGUUCUGGUGCUGCUUAUUUACACACUGCUGUUCCUGCCAUUCAUUAUUUGGAUGCUGAGACAGAUAUAUAACGGUACCCUCUACAACCUGAGUUUGAUGUUUGUUAGGUUGAGUCCUCUUGCAGACUUGGUUCUGUAUAUUUUCAUGAGGAAGGGGAUCAUAGAAAAGAUUUUGGCCUCUGUGUGUUGUUGCAGAAAGGACAGCAAUGAUAUCAGCAGUUCAUCAGUGUGAGAGAGAGAGAGAGAGAGAGAGAGAGAGAGAGAGAGACAGAGACAGAGAGAGAGAGAGAGAGAGAGAGAGAGAGAGACAGA
Molecule: messenger RNA, 717 nt
Organism: Dicentrarchus labrax (European seabass)
Lineage: Eukaryota; Metazoa; Chordata; Actinopteri; Moronidae
Product: mas-related G-protein coupled receptor member A4-like
Exons: 3
Coding region: 113-637 (174 amino acids)
Biological process (GO): phospholipase C-activating G protein-coupled receptor signaling pathway; positive regulation of Rho protein signal transduction
Cellular component (GO): membrane
Molecular function (GO): G protein-coupled receptor activity
Source: RefSeq, a predicted model, not a curated record